AUGUUGAAGCGUUCCACCCGGCGUUUUGUGGUGCUCACCCUGCUGGCCCUAUGGGGCGCCUCCCAUGACCGGCUCAGCUUCACCCCGCUGCUGGUGGUGUUGGAUCUGGAUGAGACGCUGCUGCACGCCUCGCUAUUGAAGGAUGACAGCUGGAAGUGGCUGAAGAAUCCACGACUCUGGCAGCCGGCUUCGAUCGAUUUUGAGGCCAAGGGAAAGGGAUUGGUCUUAGGUCUGGAGGAGGAAAUCCCAUUAUUUGUAUCGCUACGGCCUGGAGCCAAAGAAUUUCUGUCAUGGCUGAAGAAGCAAAAGGCGAUGGAGGCGAUGGAGAUUGCGGUCUACACGGCAGGAACUCAGCAGUAUGCGAGUCAGAGAUUGGAGAAGUUUCCUGCAUUCUAUCGAGACGCAUGUGUACCUUUCGGUCUUCCUCUUGCCAAGGACUUGUGCAAGUUGCGACAGGAUCUGUCACGAGUUGUCUUGGUGGAUAACUCCAAGAAGUCAUUCUGGUUGCAGCCAGACAAUGGUCUGUUGGUGUCUGAUUGGGAUGGAACCAAUUUCAGUGACCGGGAGCUGACUCGGGUGAAGCAAGACCUGCUUGAUCUUCUGGACUUGGAAGAUGUACGUCCAGCAUUGCGCAGCAAAUCUGCGGACGCAUCACCAGGGUCACUAGGAUGGGUGGUUCGCUUCAACACGGGCGUCGAGAAGAGAAUACGAGCCGCGAAUUUGGUCACCUCAGCACCAGCUACUGCUGCGGAUGGCAACAAGGAGUUGGAACAAUAUAUGCUGCAGUCCAACUGGUCUGCCAUUUAUCAGCUCUUCUACGACCGCUUCGGGGUGGAAGGACUUGCUCGAAUCGAUCGGGGCUUUGCCGUGAAGGCAGCGGUCGAGAUGACGUUGAGCAUCGUCAGCAAGUGCUUCGCACUGCUGCGAAGCGAUCCGCACGGCCGCUUGCACUGCACGCCGCUGCACAUCGCGGCGCUGCAGAGCAGCACUGAGGCGGCUGAGGUCAUCGUCCGGGACUCGCCCAAAGUGGUGGAAAGGACGCACCGAGAGUCGCCUUCCGCGUUAAGUCCGUUGCACAUUGCCAUUCUCUGCGGCAGCCACGCCAUUGUGGAACUUCUGCUGGAUGGAAAAGCCAAUCCCAAUGUUUGUACCCUCCACAGCGUCUCUCCCUUGCACCUCGCGGCGACGACCUCCAAGGAGCUUUGCCAGUUGCUCCUGGCCUAUUCGGCGGAGCCAUCCCUGCAUGAUGUUAUGGGAAGCAACACCUUGCAUUAUGCAGCGACCUUCAAGCAGCAUGAAGUCUUGGAGGUUUUGUUGCAAAACCCACAGGCCUCCCGACUGGCUUUGGAAGGUGAUCAAAAGCGCGUCACGGCGUUGCAUUUGACAUGUGCCCUCUAUAGCACCACUGCUGAUAUGCACGGUCCAAUGUUGCUACUGGCAUCGGGUGCCAAACCAUGGCAAGCGGAUGUCUCUGGAACGGCUGCCAGAGAUGUUGUGCCUUUCUCGGUGAAUUGCGAACUAACUAAGUUCUUCGAAAGCCACGGCGACAACUCGAAGGCAGCUGCCCAGGCAUGGUUGGAGGAGUUGCUACUGAAUACUGCGUCUGAUGGCUCCGAAGCAACUGAAGAUGUCGAGGAGGAGGAGGACAGCAUUGCUGUUGAAGCAGUCCCUAGCCCUAGCGCUUCGCGGCUAGAUGGGGCUGUCACAGAAAGGGGUGCAGAGAUUCACAUGCUCCGAGAAGAGGUCGAAAGGCUCAAGACUUCACUCGAAGACCGCGAGCAGAGGUGUGAAGAGUUGGAACCGCUGAGAAUGAAAUUGCAGCACAGCCAAGAGAAGGUGGAAAUGUUGGAGCAAGCCGCAAAGAAUCAGCAGCAAAUCUUCCAAGUUCAAAUGGAUUUGAUGGACCAGAGCAGAAGUCAACAUCAGGCACAGCUGCAGGAGUUGAAGGAACGACAUGCAGCAGAUCGACAACAGUGGGAAGAUCGCAGCCAUGCAGAAAUUGAGGUUCGAUUGCGAGAGUCACAGCAGGAGGCCAGUGCCAAGUUGCAGCAAGCAGAGCUUCAAAUCGCAGAGCUGCAGGCGGAGUUGCUCCAAGCCGAGCGGCGGCUGCAAGCGGAACAGGAAGCAUCGCAGGAGAUCCAACGACAGCUGAAUCGUACCAAAUCACAGGAGCGGUGCCGGACCAUGCCUUGA
Messenger RNA from Cladocopium goreaui, 2193 nucleotides. NCBI's taxonomy places the organism in Eukaryota, Dinophyceae, Suessiales, Symbiodiniaceae. The record is from the annotation of a GenBank genome assembly.